This is a messenger RNA of Aureobasidium melanogenum CBS 110374, 1137 nucleotides long. RefSeq lists its product as uncharacterized. Gene Ontology annotation, cellular component: eisosome filament; plasma membrane. The transcript has 2 exons. The coding region runs from base 1 to 1137 and encodes 378 amino acids. Lineage: Eukaryota; Fungi; Ascomycota; Dothideomycetes; Dothideales; Saccotheciaceae. Gene Ontology annotation, biological process: endocytosis; negative regulation of protein kinase activity; eisosome assembly. The record is from RefSeq and is a predicted model, not a curated record. Gene Ontology annotation, molecular function: lipid binding.
AUGGCCGCCCCGCUAUUCUUGUUCGUAUCUAAUGCCCUGGACAGGAACCGCUCCCUUUCCAUAAGAUCAAAGGGCCACCAUGGCAGCGACAAGUCAUCCGGCAAGCACCGCUUCACCAUGGCUAGUCUUCGUGGUAUCCAGCAGCCCGAGCUCUCCAAGAAGCUCUACCGCUUGAUCAAGACCGAGAACCACGCCAUUGGCGCAUACGAGGCCGCAGCCAAGGAGCAGUCCAACAUCGCCUCUCAACUCAGCGACUGGGGUGAGGAGACUGGCGACGACGCCAUCUCCGAAAUCUCGGACAAGCUUGGUGUCUUGCUGGCCGAGAUUGCUGAGCAAGAGGAUGUCCUCGCACAAGGUCUCGAAGACAGCAGAAGUGUCCUCAAGCAGAUUCGCAACACCGAGUCUUCCGUUCAGCCCUCGCGCGACCACAAGGCUAAGAUUUCCGACGAGAUUCAGAAGCUGAAGUACAAGGAGCCCAGCUCCACCAAGAUUGUCACCCUCGAGCAGGAGCUUGUCCGCGCAGAGGCUCAGUCUCUCGUCGCCGAGGCUCAGCUUACCAACAUCACCCGCCAGAAGUUCAAGGAGGCUUACGACAUUCACACUGCUGCCAUCAUUGAGCGCGCCGAGAAGCAGAUUCUCCUGGCCAAGAACGCAAGAAAGUUGCUCAACCUCGUUGACGACACUCCUAUUGUUCCCGGAGAUGCCCACCCCGCUUUCACUCACGCUGAGCACGCAAGAGAGGUCUUGAACGUUGCCGAGGACGAACUCAGAAACUGGACUCCUGAUGUCGAGCCCAUCAACUCCAAUGCUGGUGGCCUUGGUGUCGGCGCCAUGCCCGCUGCCCCUAUGCAAGGUCACGCUAGCGACGUUUCCAGCUCUAUCGACGCAGGAUCGCACAUUGCACACUCUGAACAGUACACCCAGCAGGCCGAGUACCCCACCCAGCACUCUGAGUACACUCAACCCACCGAGCAAUACACCACCUCGGCCGAGCCUUCUGUAACUGCUCACGAGCCAGUUGCAUACGAGACUCACGCCGAAACUCAGCCUCAUACCACUGCUGCCGAGACAUCGUCCGUCACCGGCGACAACGACUCUGAGCACGCUCGCAAUGUAGCUGCUCGUGUCCUCGGCUAG